Messenger RNA from Lutzomyia longipalpis, 583 nucleotides. RefSeq names its product 5-hydroxyisourate hydrolase. Gene Ontology annotation, biological process: purine nucleobase metabolic process. Gene Ontology annotation, molecular function: hydroxyisourate hydrolase activity. Bases 166 to 519 code for a protein of 117 amino acids. Lineage: Eukaryota; Metazoa; Arthropoda; Insecta; Diptera; Psychodidae. The transcript has 2 exons. The record is from RefSeq and is a predicted model, not a curated record.
UCUUUAAGAGGCAAGAAAGUGAACAAGUCUCUAAUAAAUCUCAUUUUCGUUUACACACUCCGAAAAAAAAAAACGAGAUAAGAAAUGUUUAACUCUCAGUUUCUGUCUGUUGCUUGACAAAGGCGCCGAGCUGGGGAGAAAUUUUCCAACAAAAUCUUUGUGAAAAUGUCUCAAAAAUCCCCAAUUUCCGUUCAUAUCCUGGAUACAUCGCGUGGACGUCCAGCCACGGGAAUCCCUAUAACUCUCUUCAAGGAAGAAAACGAUUCAUGGCAGACAGUGGGUAGUGGGCAGACGAAUGCUGAUGGGAGAUGUGAUCAAUUCCUCACUAGAGAGCAAUUUUCUGCAGGAACCUACAAAGUUCAUUACGACGUGCAGGAGUAUUUCCUGAAGACAACGGGAUUUUUCUUUUAUCCCUACAUUGAGGUGGUUUUCAAGAUUGAGAAUGCGGGAAAUGACCAAAAUUAUCACAUUCCUCUCCUCCUUAGCCCAUUCGGCUACUCAACAUACCGAGGAUCAUAACUCCUUCGCAUCUUUUACUGGGAAUUUUUAGCAGAUGAAAAUGAAUAAAGAAAAUAAUAACUUA